AUGUCUGCAACCACAUCGGCUGCAGCGUCUGCUUCAACUACCUGCGGUGGCGGCCUGUUCAAUGGUGGCUGCGGUGCUGCGCUGAACGACGUAGGCCAGGAUUGGGGCACCGUCCUCUCCUCGAUUGUUGUUGCUCUUGUGUCUUUGGGAGCUCAACUCCUUGGCUUCGUCCUUCUUCGCCUCCGACUCAGCAGAAUCUAUCGUCCCAGAUCGUACCUCGUUGCCGAACGCGAACGCGUGCCUGCCCCACCUAAAGGCGUGUGGCAAUGGACGGUUCCCCUCUUCACCACGCCCAACCAGACCUUUAUCGAGAAAUGCGGUCUAGACGCCUACUUCUUCUUGCGUUUCCUGCGCAUGCUGCUGAAGAUAUUCAUCCCUCUCUCCGCUGUCAUCCUUCCCAUACUUCUACCUAUCAAUAAACUCAGUUGCACAGGCUGCACUGUAGGACCCGACCAACUGGGCUGGAGAAACGUCCCUGCUGUACACUCUCAACGCACCUGGGCUCAUCUUGUCCUGGCUGUCCUAACCAUUCUCUGGGUCCUCUAUGUCAUCUACACCGAAUUACGUGGUUACAUCCGCAUCCGACAGGCCUACCUUGCAUCUCCGCAACAUCGUAUCCGCGCUUCAGCUACCACCGUACUCGUCAGCGGUAUUCCUAGAAAGUGGCUGACGGUCGACGCAUUGAACGGCCUGUACGACGUCUUUCCUGGAGGCAUUCGCAAUAUCUGGAUUAACAGGAAUUUCGACCAUCUUGCCGACAAGGUUUCGGAACGUGAUAACAUCGCUCAAAACCUGGAGGAAGCGGAGACCAGUCUGAUCCAGAAGUGUAUCAAAAAGCACAAGAAGAUGGAGGCGAAGAAGGCCAAAGAAGAAGGGCGGACCAGGACAAAGCAAGAGAAGGCACAGGACAAGACCAGAGCAGAUGAGCAAGCCGAGCGUAUCGCCCAAGGCAACGGUAUCAGCUCAGGCGACCCUCACCAAGUCCCGCACAAUCUGCAGGAGGUCCUCGACGAAAUCCAAGAUGACGAGCAAAGACACGACAAACAGCGAGCCUCGUCUCCUGAGCACUUGCGCGACAAGCUCGGUCAGGGCUUUGGUGCUGUAGGUCAUGGGUUCGGUGCGCUCGGUAACUUCGGUCGCAAGGUUGUGGGAGAAGUCGCUGACGAUGUCAAUCGCGUCAUACGCAACGUCAAUGAGUCCGUGGACCAGGCCAACAACAUGACCGGUUUCUACGCAGACGUCAAUGAGCUCAACAAGUCUUCACCUGCUGAGAGACUCGCAUUUGACGCAUCUGUCCCUGCACAGGGGCCUGCACCUGCUCCGGCACCCCUGUCUGUUCCCGCCACAUCUGCGGCCCGUGUUUCGUUCGAUCGUCCUGAGGAUGAGUCAUCUGCAGGCCAUGCAUCCUCUGUACAACCCGAGACCAAAGCACCUGUAGCCCCUAUGUCUUCCGGCUACCACGAGGACGAAGCAAAUCAAUUUGAGCCUGAACGUGCAACCGGACUCAGGAAGGCUGAUGACGUUGCGGUAUUGGAUCGAACCCAGGCACAAGACACCAGACGCUCUGAUUGGAGUGAACCAUCAUCUGCAAAUACGCAGACAACGUGGACGGACGGUCCGAAAUCCGGCGUCAAAGGCUCGAGUACAUCUGACAACGACAAGCCCAUUAAGCCAAGAGGCGCGCCUAGACGAGCGUGGGACAAUAUCAGGAGACAGGUGCAGGCGACUCCACUACCCAUACCUAGCCCUCAACCCUUUGCUGUGGAGGAGGACGAAUAUCCUCUCAGGACCCUUGGGCAGUCGCGGAAUCAGGACCCUAGCGAAGGCCCAAAACAGGACAUGUCCAAGAGCAAAUGGGCCAACAAAUUUAGCUGGCUCAAAUUCUGGGGAAAAGACGAUGAAGAAGAGAAGCCUGUUUAUCCGGAAGCCUUUGACGAAGAACUUGCUACUGCAGAAGAAACCGAACCGAUGUGGCAGCGGUACAUCGACCCCAAAGACCGCGACACUCUCCGAGAGCCAAUUUUUGACAAGCCCUGGUGGCCUCGCUUACCUCUGAUGGGCAAGAAGAUCGACAAGAUCUAUUAUCUACGUAAGGAGCUUGCCCGCUUGAAUGUCGAAAUCGAAGAGGAUCAGCAGAAUGUAGAGCGUUUCCCAUUCAUGAAUUCGGCAUUCAUUCAAUUCAACCAUCAGGUGGCCGCUCACAUGGCUUGUCAGUCUGUCAGUCACCACAUGCCGCAGCACAUGACACCUCGCCUGGUCGAGAUAUCGCCCAACGAUGUUUUGUGGGACAACAUGUCUAUGAAAUGGUGGGAACGCUAUCUGCGUAGUGGGCUUGUUUUCGCCGCUGUCGUCGGCAUGUUAUUUCUCUGGGCGCCAGUGGUCGUGGUAUCUGGAUUCUUGUCGACACUUGAUACUUUGGAGACCAUCUCGUGGUUGUCAUGGAUUUCUAAGCUACCGCCAAAGGCUGUAGAUUUGGUCCAGGGUGUCCUCCCUCCAAUCUUCCUGAGUAUCGUACUAGCACUGGUACCUGUCAUACUGCGACUUCUGGUAAAGCAAACAGGUGUUGCUACUGGAAACGGCAGAGAGAUGGGUGUUCAGAUUUACUACUUCGCAUUUCUCUUCAUUCAAGUGUUCCUUAUUGUCACACUAUCGUCCGGUUUGCCAGCCUUCUUUAAGGAGGUUGCUACUGAGACCACAAAGGUUCCGGAAACGCUCGCUAAGAACCUGCCGAGAGCAUCAAACUAUUUCUUCUCUUACCUUACAGUGCAAGCGCUGAACAACAGCGCGGCCGCGUUGCUACAGGUCGCGGCGUUGUUGGAGUGGUUCCUAUGGGCGCCCAUAGUGGACACCACGGCACGUCAGAAGUGGGCCAGACAGACGAAGCUGAGAAUUGUCAAGUGGGGAUCUUUCUUCCCCCCCUUCACCAAUUUCGCAGUGAUUGGAAUAAUCUUCUCCAUCAUUGCGCCAUUGGUCAUGGUGUUCAACCUUAUUGUGUUCAGCAUCUAUUGGAUCACACAACGGUACAAUGCCCUCUAUGUCUACCAAUAUCGCCACGAUACUGGAGGCCUCCUGUUUCCCAAAGCCAUCAACCAGUUGUUCGUUGGACUCUAUGUGAUGGAAAUUGCCAUGAUUGGUCUUUUCUUUGCUUUCCCAGGUAAGAACAGAUGCACAGCGCAGGCCAUUAUCAUGAUUGUCAUGCUUGUGGGUACGGCUAUCUUCCAAUGGCUCCUCAACGAUGCGUUCGCACCACUUUUCCGCUACCUGCCAAUCACACUUGAAGAUGAUGCAGUUAUCCGCGACGAGGAAUUCGCACGUGCUCAGCGUCUCAAGUGGGAACAUCUGGCGGAUCAGGAAGACGAACACGACCGACUUCAAGGUGAUCCGGAGGUCAGACUGGAGGACCUAGAGAGGAAGGAAGCCGAAGAAGAGGAGCGAGCACUCGCCGAGGAGCGUAGGAUGAUCCAUGAGCACAAACGCACCAGCAUUCGCAUGUCAAGUUUUGGAUCUGGCUCUGUUCCCGAACACGCCCAACCCGCUAUUAUGGACACUAAGCCUGCGAUUAAUAAUAGUGGUGAUCGUUGGAGAAAGGUAAAGCAGGUCAGCGAACCUGUUCGCCAUUUGCGCAAUGUUGCUCGACCACAUGCUCACGGCAGGGAUGGCCAUAGACCUACUGCUGUUGGUGUGGAUCCACAAAGCGCAAAGGUGGACAUGGAGUCUCAGAAACAGGUUGGCGAUGUCCUCUUUGGUGGCUUCAGCGACGAACUUGAAGAUCUGACCCCCGAAGAGCGCGAUACUCUGAUCCGCUACUCCUUCCAACACUCCGCGGUCCGUGCCCGUAGACCGGUUGUCUGGAUCCCGCGCGAUAAUCUUGGAGUUUCGGAUGACGAGAUUGAGAGGACCAAGCGCAUGAGUACUGUCGAAGACAUUGAUCCAGAGACUGAAAAGAGGACCCCGAGGACAAACAUCUGGAUCAGCAACGAAGGAACCGCAUUGAACGCGAACGGCAAGGUUGUCUUUAGAAGAAGCCCUCCCGAUUUUGCCAAUGUAGAUUUGAUUGCUCUGUAG
Molecule: messenger RNA, 4065 nt
Organism: Aureobasidium subglaciale EXF-2481
Lineage: Eukaryota; Fungi; Ascomycota; Dothideomycetes; Dothideales; Saccotheciaceae
Exons: 2
Coding region: 1-4065 (1354 amino acids)
Cellular component (GO): plasma membrane
Molecular function (GO): calcium-activated cation channel activity
Source: RefSeq, a predicted model, not a curated record